AAUCUACGGUGGCGGCAACUCCCCACCCCCAUGUGGCUUUUGCUUUGGUGAACGGAGCGUGCGGAGACGCCCUCGGGGUCGCUUCACCUCAAAGUCUCGCAUCCAUUUCCUCCGCUCGUAAACGCCUUUUAAUUCAUACAUCGCAGCUCAUUCUGCGUCAAACUCUCUAAAGUCAAGCCUUUCUUCGAUCUUGACGAUUCGAUAUGCAAAUAUCCCGAUGGCGAAACGUGAUAUCGCUCAAGACUUACCUGAUUCCUUUACCGAAUCUAGCACCAACCCAUUCUUCCUCGGCCUUUCAUUCCACUUCGUUUCAGAGAAGGAAGAAUAAAUCCAACUCUAAUCAUAUCAGAUUUGUAGUGCGUGAAAAGCGCUCGGAUGCAAAGAAAGCUCUGAAGGAUCUCCUUUACAAUAGUGGGUCCUCCCAAUUUUCAUCUCAGGAGAGAGAAACAUGGAAACUUGAAGGAGAUUGCGAUCAGUGUGGAGAUCAAGAUAAUCCAGGUGACCGUGAUAAUAAAGGUCGACCAAAGUCUCGUCGGUGGCAUGGAAAAUCAAAAAGGAACCCAAAACCAAAAGGGAAAAUCAGAAGAGAGAGUUUCUGUGAGGACUUUGAUGAUCCUGAGACAAUCUUCUGCUCAAGAUUUGGUUUUAAAUCGUCAACGUGGUCCUUCUGCGAUUGGCGGGGGUCUUCAUUUGAGAACUCAACAUCUGGAUUCGAUCACAGGAGGGAGAGGGAGCACUCAAGCUGGGCAAAUAGAAGGAAAACUAGAAAGUGGACCAAUGAAAGUGAUGCUGAGUCUGCAAGUGAUGACGAGUCUAAUGAUGACAUUGAUUCCUUUCGUGUAGGUUUGCUUUCCGAUAGAACUAUCCUUGGUCUGCCUCCCACAGGUCCUUUAAAGAUUGAAGAUGUUAAAAACGCUUUCCGGUUAUCAGCUUUGAAAUGGCAUCCUGAUAAGCAUCAAGGCCCCUCCCAGGUGAUGGCUGAAGAAAAAUUUAAACAGUGCGUGAAUGCGUACAAGUCAUUAUGCAGUGCAAUCUCGACGGCGUAGCUGCUUUGGUCUCAUUGCAGGAGAAACAGCUUCAGCCGGUAGCUAACUCUAUCGCUGACCAGACUUGUGCUAAUAUGCUAUCAUAUUUAUUUUUCAGAAAAGAAAAGGAGGAAAAAAAAGAUCGGAAAAUUAAACAGUUGUAAGUAUUUAUUGAUUGGGCAUCCAAUUGUCAAAUUCAGUGUACAUUUUUAUUUUUCAUGCAAAGAUUUCCUGUAUUCCCGGCAUUUGUGCGGGGUCCAA
Messenger RNA from Neltuma alba, 1286 nucleotides. RefSeq lists its product as uncharacterized. The record is from RefSeq and is a predicted model, not a curated record. The transcript has 6 exons. Bases 204 to 1046 code for a protein of 280 amino acids. Lineage: Eukaryota; Viridiplantae; Streptophyta; Magnoliopsida; Fabales; Fabaceae.